GCCAGUUUUAAAUUACUCAUCAGUUGAGUUUUAUCUUAUGAGUAAGUAGCAAUAACAGUCAUCCACAACUUGAGAGAGAGGAGAGGAAGAGCCCUGACAAUGGCGACAUGCGCGAUCAAUUCAGUAUCUUCAGCGGCAUGGAGUAUGAGUUCUCUAAGAUCAACUCUUCCUUGUAUCCAACCGCCGUCAGCCUCCUCAACCCGCUUCCCAGCUCGGUCUUCUCCAUCUCGACUGAAGCUCUCCCGAUCCAGUCCACAGCCAGUGAUUCCUCACUCUUUCGUAGGACUUGCCCCAUUUCAACCGCUUCUAUCUCUUUUUCCUCAAGAUUCAACAAGUUCUGAGAACUUAUUAACUGUGAUGGGCAAUGGAUUCCGAGUCUUUGCGAUGAGACAUGGGAGGAGAGUGCCUAAACUGAACAGACCCCCUGACCAGCGACGGGCACUCUUGCGGGGCCUCACGACUCAGCUUCUCAAACAUGGGCGCAUUAUGACGACCAGAGCGAGAGCCAAAGCAAUGAGAAAGUAUGUUGACCAUAUGAUUACUUUGGCGAAGGAAGGCUCUCUUCACAAACGAAGGCAAGCCCUUGGCUUCAUCUAUGAGAAAGAAUUGGUGCAUGCCUUGUUUGCCGAGGUCCAAGAGAGAUACGGGGAGAGAAAUGGCGGAUACACAAGGAUACUUAGAACCUUCCCUCGGCGGGGGGACAAUGCACCUAUGGCCUAUAUUGAGCUUGUCUAGUGAUAAAUUGUUGAUCUUGAUGCCUUUCACUUAUAUUAUCAACACAGUUGAAUUUAUGUCAAUUUUUUGGUGGUGCACACUUUUUCUUAGUUUGUCACUUUAAAUGUCGCAAGGGUGAUACACUGAGCGUCUGAGCUCCUUGAUGAUAGUCACGGUAUUGUGAGUGGUAGAUAACUACAAAUUUGGUAUCUAGUAAGUGGGAGUGGUCUAAGGGAUCACUUCACACACUCCCGAUUCUCUCCUUGUGGGAGCUCUUAAAUUUAAGUCAUGAGAAUUUGAGACUUUUCUAUUCUUUAA
Messenger RNA from Cuscuta epithymum, 1032 nucleotides. The record is from the annotation of a GenBank genome assembly. NCBI's taxonomy places the organism in Eukaryota, Viridiplantae, Streptophyta, Magnoliopsida, Solanales, Convolvulaceae.